ACCAGGGGCUUUGAACAACUCGCCAAGAUGACAGAGAUGCCCAAGAAAGCCAGCAAAAAGUUCAAGUUCUUCAAGUUCAAGGGCCUCGGGAGCCUUUCCAAUCUCCCUCGGUCCUUUUCUCUGAGACGGUCUUCAGCCUCCGCUAGUCUCCGGCCUCACCUGGAGCCUGACACUUUUGAAGCCACACAGGACGACAUGGUGACCGUCCCGAAGAGCCCUCCUGCCUACGCUCGUUCAAGUGACAUGUACAGCCACAUGGGCACCAUGCCUCGCCCUAACAUCAAGAAGGCUCGGAAACAACAGGCUGUCCAGAAGGCCCAGGAGGUCAGCCCCGAGUCACGCCCUCCGCCUCGAGGGCUGCUGGACCCACCAGGCUUAGAGGCAGCCACGGAGGCAGAGGAGGGAACUGACGCUCAGCUGAAGGACACCCCAGGGGUGGAACCCACACCUUUGGCAGUAGAGGUGGACCCUAUGAGGAAGCCUGAGGAACCCCCAGUAGACAAAAAGGAGGAGCAAGUCCCUGGGGAUGUACACCCAGAAAGGACUGCUGCAGAACUGGAGGCUGCUGGAGACUAUGUGAAGUUCUCCAAGGAGAAGUACAUUCUCGACUCAUCGCCAGAGAAGCUACACAAGGAGCUGGAAGAAGAGCUGAAGCUCAGCAGCACAGACCUCCGCAGCCAUGCCUGGUACCACGGACGCAUCCCUCGUGAGGUCUCUGAGACCCUGGUGCAGCGCAACGGCGACUUCCUCAUCCGGGACUCACUCACCAGCCUGGGGGACUACGUGCUCACCUGUCGCUGGCACAAUCAGGCCUUGCACUUCAAGAUCAACAAGGUGGUGGUGAAGGCCGGCGAGAGCUACACCCACAUCCAGUACCUGUUCGAGCAGGAGAGCUUCGACCACGUGCCCGCCCUUGUGCGCUACCACGUGGGUAGCCGUAAGGCUGUGUCUGAACAGAGCGGGGCCAUCAUCUACUGCCCGGUCAACCGCACCUUCCCACUGCGCUACCUCGAGGCCAGCUACGGCCUGAGCCAGGGCGGCAGCAAGGCCGCCAGCCCAGCCAGCCCCUCAGGCUCCAAGGGCAGCCACAUGAAGAGACGAAGCAUGACCGUGACUGAUGGGCUCACCACGGACAAGGUCACCCGCAGCGAUGGCUGCCCUAACAGCACCUCACUACCCCAUCCUCGGGACUCCAUCAGGAACUGUGCCCUCAGCAUGGACCAGAUCCCUGAUCUACACUCACCCCUGUCUCCUAUCUCCGAGAGCCCCAGCUCCCCCGCCUAUAGCACUGUCACCCGUGUCCAUACCGCCUCCGCCACCCCCUCGCCCGCCGCACAGCCUGCCUCCCCAGUUGCCCGGCGCUCCAGUGAACCCCAGGUGUGUUCCGGAAGUGCUCCGAAGCCUCCUGGGGAGUCAGACAAGGGCCCUCACGCAAGUCCUUCCCACACCCUCUGCAAGGCCUCGCCAUCCCCAUCACUCAGCAGCUACAGUGACCCGGACUCUGGCCACUACUGUCAGCUGCAGCCUCCUGUCCGUGGCGGCCGAGCGUGGGCAGCAGGGGAGACCCCUCGGAAGGCCAGGAGCUCAGGAGAGAGGCAAAAGGAACUGUCAGAAAACGGAGUCCCCGAGGGGGAAUGGGGCAAGACCUUCACAGCCCCUGUGGUGGAAGCCACCUCUUCUUUCAACCUGGCUACCUUCCAGUCCCAGCUCAUCCCCAAGGAGAACCGGCCCCUGGAGGUGGGCCUUCUGCGCAAGGUCAAGGAGCUGCUGUCGGAGGUGGAUGCUCGGACACUGGCCCGGCAUGUCACCAAGGUCGACUGCCUGGUUGCUAGGAUACUGGGCGUUACCAAGGAGAUGCAGACCCUAAUGGGAGUCCGCUGGGGCAUGGAGCUGCUCACCCUCCCCCAUGGCCGGCAGCUAAGACUAGACCUGCUGGAAAGGUUCCACACCAUGUCCAUCAUGCUGGCCGUGGAUAUUCUGGGCUGCACAGGCUCCGCGGAGGAGCGGGCCGCGCUGCUGCAUAAGACCAUCCAGCUGGCGGCCGAGCUGCGGGGGACGAUGGGCAACAUGUUCAGCUUCGCCGCCGUCAUGGGCGCCCUGGAGAUGGCCCAGAUCUCCAGGCUGGAGCAGACGUGGGUGACCCUGCGGCAGCGACACACGGAAGGUGCCAUUCUGUAUGAGAAGAAGCUCAAGCCUUUCCUCAAGAGCCUCAACGAGGGCAAAGAAGGCCCGCCACUGAGCAACACCACAUUUCCACACGUGCUGCCAUUCAUCACCCUGCUGGAGUGUGACUCCGCCCCUGCUGAGGGUCCUGAACCUUGGGGUAGCACGGAGCAUGGUGUAGAGGUUGUUCUAGCCCACCUGGAGGCCGCCCGCACUGUGGCUCACCACGGGGGCCUCUACCACACCAACGCCGAGGUCAAGCUGCAGGGGUUCCAGGCCCGACCAGAGCUCCUGGAAGUGUUCAGCACCGAGUUCCAGAUGCGUCUCCUCUGGGGAAGCCAGGGUGCCAACAGCAGCCAGGCCCGGCGCUAUGAGAAGUUUGACAAAGUGCUCACUGCCUUGUCCCACAAACUGGAACCUGCCGUCCGCUCUAGUGAGCUGUGACCCCGGAGACCUUGCCUCUCUGCAGCUGCAGGCAGCGUUGGGGGCAGAGGGGCUCAGGACUUGCCCCCAGAGCACCACAGGGACACUGUGAUCAGCCCAAGGAUGUUCUGGGUUCAAAUCCAGGACCUCCCUUGCACUUCCAGGGUCCUGAAUGGACUCUGAGCUCCACCCUUCCAUCACACAUGCACCAAGUCUCCCUUCCAAAAGGACAGGAACCUCUGUUCCUCCCACUGGCUUUGGCUGGUUCCUAUUUUGCCGAGGUUCCCUGUUUUUGAGCCAUGGGAGGCUCCCCACUUCUUUCCCUUCCUCCAGGCAUCUUUGCCUAGAGCUACCACGGCCUCCAUCUUACUGUAAAUAAGUUUGACUGUAAAUAUAUGUACAGACGCCAUGCUGUCUCUUUCAUAUAAUAAACUUUAAUGACUCUUU
Molecule: messenger RNA, 3033 nt
Organism: Psammomys obesus (fat sand rat)
Lineage: Eukaryota; Metazoa; Chordata; Mammalia; Rodentia; Muridae
Gene: Sh2d3c
Product: SH2 domain containing 3C
Exons: 12
Coding region: 28-2607 (859 amino acids)
Biological process (GO): small GTPase-mediated signal transduction; positive regulation of peptidyl-serine phosphorylation
Molecular function (GO): guanyl-nucleotide exchange factor activity; phosphotyrosine residue binding
Source: RefSeq, a predicted model, not a curated record